Molecule: messenger RNA, 713 nt
Organism: Amphimedon queenslandica
Lineage: Eukaryota; Metazoa; Porifera; Demospongiae; Haplosclerida; Niphatidae
Exons: 3
Coding region: 106-633 (175 amino acids)
Molecular function (GO): protein binding
Source: RefSeq, a predicted model, not a curated record
ACAUGGGCUGUUAUCUCAUGGAGUAUACCUAGUUACAUUCCACAAGACUAUCCCAUUAUCACAUAUGAGGUAGGAUACUAUGUCAUACAGUCUCGCAGCUGUUCAAUGGUAGAUAAUGACAUCGAUACUCAAAUGCUACAGCUUUUCAAUUCAACCAAUAGCAAUAGAUUUAUCAUAGUCACUGAUCUCAAUGAUACAACUUGUUACAUUUUUGGUGUACGUGCCUAUACUGAUAAUGGAUAUGGAAAAUGGACAGCUAUUGUUAAUAGGACCCUAAAACUACCACAACCAUCACCUUGCUUCCCUUCAAAAAGCAAUGCAUCUAACACUAGUGAUUCAUUCAUCACUGCUAAUAGUGAUACAUUCAAUACAGUUAUUGCUCUAGGUGUGUUAGUAGGUGUAUUGUGUAUUCUACUAACUGCCAGUGUUAUUAUUCAUAUCAAUGGCUUUAUAAGAAAGAAAAAUUUAUAUGCUACUAGUGACCAGCAAACAAAAAGUGAUGAUGCUAUUGCAAUGCAAACUUGUGAACCAUACGAAAUUCACAAAAAAAGAUUAAAUGAAGAAAAUGAAGAAGCAUAUGCAGAAUGUCAAACAUCACCUGAUGAUAUUUAUGAACCUAUGCCACAAUACUGAAAUGUUCUUCAAAAACUGUUAAAAUGUUUCCUCUAGUUUUAGUGUAGAUUGUUAAAGAAAAAUGCUAUAAAAUUAGUGAA